GCGAGAACAGUACUGCGUCUGUGGUGGCGAAUGGGAAGUUAUUAAAUCUGGUGUUUUUAUUUAGCUCUUUGUUAUUAUCCUCUUGGAAAUACGUUGUACUAGGUUAUGUUAUUAAAUGCAUAAUGGAAAGUAUGUAAUGGGGCAGAAUGGACCAAUAAAUGGUUAUGAUGAUGAUAUUUGAAAAGACGGUCAACUUGUGAAAUGCUAAAUAUUUAAUGAUUAAUUAUGGUCAAAAGCAAAAAAUACUAAAAAACGCUAUAAAUGUCACCAAUGUCGCUUAUAAUCGAGAAACAUGAUUUUCAUGCAUUGGCGAUCCUGGCCAUGUUUAUAGAUAUACAAUCUUCGGCUUGCUUAUUAUAGUAGCGUCUGUGUUAAGGUUGAUGUUUGUGUGACGUUACGGUGUUUGAUUGCAAUGGAAGGGGGUGGAGAGGCGUCAGGUGCGAUGGUUCCGGUAAACAAUAAUGAUUCAAGCAGUGAAGAUGAAGGUGAUACUAAGGACGACGACAUUCAACAGAAGUUUGAUACCGCUUUGCCUGCGAAACAUACCUAUCUGGGAGACCUCGAAGAAGUGAGAGGAAGAAUUGUAUUAGAUGAUGGUUCGUUGCAGACAAUCCCAAUUCUUCCUCAGCCUGGAGUUGUCUUGGUGCCAGGACAGACUCUACCACUUACAGUUUUUUACCCACCAACAGUCAGUAUGCUACGGCGAAGUAUCAACACUGAUCGAAUAUUUGGCGUAAUUUGUAUAAAGUAUGUAAAUUCAUCUCCUGCGACGAUAGCGAAUGUUGGGACAACAGCGGAAAUAUACGAAUUCCAGGAUGAGGAGUCUGACUUCGGUUUCCGUAUCAAGGCAAAGGGGAGGCAAAGGUUUCGGGUGAUUGAGUCAAAUCGACAAGUCGAUGGGAAUAUAAUAGCAAAAGUUAAAAUAUUACCAGAAGUUAUUUUGCCUGACCCUUUGAAGGAAAUUAAACACCUUUCACUGAAUCGCCUGAGACAAUUCAAAAAUCUGCAGCAGUGGUCCUGUUUAAAUGCUCGAGAUGCUGUACAAACACGUUGGCCAAUUUGGGUGUAUAUGCAGUACCAGACAGAAUAUCUGAUACCAAGAAUAAUGCAUCACUUGCAGCAUGUAAGCAGUGGAAGAAGUAAUGUAGCGAUUCCAAAGGAUCCCGUAGAAUUAUCUUUCUGGGUGGCACAAAACUUGCCUAUUGUUGAUGAACAGAGGCUUAGGCUGCUAAGCAUUAAUUCAGCUGUUCAACGUCUUCGACUUGAACUUUGUAUAUUAGAAAGGUGUAAACUAUUUUGUUGCAGUGAUUGUGGCACAAUAGUUGCCAGAAAACGUGACGUAUUUCCCAUGUCUAUUGAAGGCCCUCAGGGUACAUAUGUAAAUCCUGGCGGCUAUGUACAUGAGACUAUGACACUGUAUAAAGUACAAGGGUUAGAGCUUUUGAGUGAGGAGCCAGAUACUGAAUAUUCAUGGUUCCCAGGUUAUGGGUGGACAAUAGCUCAAUGUAGGCAAUGCCAUAAACACAUGGGGUGGAAAUUUACUGCAGUGAAAAAAGGUCUAAAACCAGAUACAUUCUGGUGCUUGUGUCGCAGGUCACUUGCACCAAAAUUGUCACCACAAGAUGAUGAUGAUGACACAGUGCUUGUCAUGUAAGCAGAAAACUAAUUUAGACUUGUUUAAUGUAUUACUGUAUACUCUUGCAUUGUGUAUAUUUAUCUCAUUAUGGCUGGCUGCAAAUAUAUAAAUUUGUUUUGGAUAUUUAUGUAAAAUACUUGGAAAGUUGUAUAAAGUAGCGAGAAGGGAAGUACAGUGACCUGAUUAAGAUAGUGAGAUUACUAAAGACUGUUAUAAGGAAUGAAGAAAGCACAUUUAGUAUAUUUUUGUAUGUAUGUGUGUUGUAGUCCAGAAUUUUGAAUAUCACUAUUAGCAGAAUGCUAUUUAUUCUUUCUGCUCACUUAUGUACUAAGAAGAUUGGGAUCAUUAUUGGUUGUUAAGUAGAAAACAUGAUUAGUAGUUGAAGGAUGUUGGAAUUGGAAAUAUUCAUCAUUACAUUUCUUUUGCAAAUUCAUUCCAAUGUAUCACAAAGCAGGAAGAACAUUGACCAAAAUUCAGUAUGAAUGAAACUGCAAGGCAUAUUUGUUUGUAGCAUUUAUCUUUGACUUUAAUCAGAGGUUUACUGUAAUAUAUUUUAGAGCCACAUUAAAAAGAUAAAAUGCUUUUGUUUUAAAUGCUUUUCAAGUACAGAACAUUAAAAGUGAUAGCAUACCUUAUAUUUAGUUCUGAUUCCACUGGAGAAAUUUGUUUCUCUCUCCAUGUCCCUCCCCCUUCCUCCAAAACUAUAAUUUCAGUAGUGCUUUGUAGACAAUGAUAGUUGCUAAUUGACCAGCAAGCAAAAUCCCAUAAUAUUUUGGUGAAAGACAACAAUCUCCAACAUUCUUCACAGAUAAAAUUGACUGAUUUACUCAGAGAGAGAGAGAGAGAGAGAGAAGAGCAUUAUUUGUCUUGUGAAGUAUUGCUGUUCCAUGUAAAACAGUAACACACGUCGAAUAAGCUGCUCUGUGCAGACUGUGCACAAUAUUUCCAUAUUUUCAAAAUUAUUACAUUGUAGUGAUAGAUAGGGGAAGCUUUUAAAGAGAAGUCAAAUUAUAAAAAUGACGGGUCGUCACUCAGGUGAAAGAUUUAAAAUAUUGAAAAUGAUUAACAGAAAUUAUGAUGAAAUGAGAAGUUUUUAAAUUUUGCUGUUCUUUUUGGAGCACUUUCAAACAGAGAAGGUGGGGGUUAUUUGAAUGUCAUUAAAGAGAGAGAAUAUUUUUUAAAAAAAUCAAAUUUUGGUGCAAAAAGGCAGAAAUAACUAUUGGAAGUCCAUAACAAGGUAAAAGUGACUGAAUUACUAGUAACUAAAAACAAAUAAAGGAAUAAUAUGACAAACAAAUUUAAAGGCAUAUGGAAAGCACAACAAAGUGGCUCUAAAAUGACAUGGUGUCAACAGUGAUGAAGUUUUAAAAAUAUUCUCAUAUCUGAUGCCUGAUAGAUUCCUACAUAAUGUUUGUUGGAAUCAUCUGUAUGUCUUAAGCUGUAAACCUAUGAAGACUUAUAGACUUUUGGAAGGCUUGUCAUAUAUGCUAACUGGCCAUAACAUAGCCAAAUUCAGCAUGAAAAUAGCAAUAAAACAAAAUGUGUAACCCUUUAUAGAAGAUACGAGUAAGCGACUCAGAAUUAUUUAAUAAUGGCGGAGGGCACAAUGAUGUGAUACUUCCAAUAUGUAUGUAACGCUACGUAGAAACAUAUUUCUGAGAAUGCUAUUAUAGUGUCAACUAAUUGUGCUUUGACUCAUGUGACAUCCUGGUAUUACUUUUAAGUUGGAAAUUGUGGCUUGAACACAAGAGUUUCAGAUGCCUUCUGGACAUACAUUAAUAGUUUUUCCUGUGCAAAAUAACUUUGAUAAUCUCAAUUUAAUUUAUCAUUUCUUAGGUAUAGAGCAUCAUUUUUGGUAACUACUGUGAUACUGUAAAUAAAUUGAAAAUUCAGAGUUGACUUCUAUAGUUUAUACAUAAAUUGUUAUAUUUUGCCUGCAGUGAAGUGGUUGCUGGGAAAAUUUGAAAUGUGUGAUAGGGUUACUGAGGGUCUUAGAUUUGUGAAUUAGAUUUACAUAUUUUUUCUGAUUCGAGAAGUUCAGUAGCUUCAGGUCAUUGUACUGUGUAAUUCUGUAUGUCAGCUUUGUUGAAUAAAAAUAAUCUGCAAUUAGUGAGCAACCCAAUAGUUCCAAGUCAUUGUGACCGAACAAAGUAAGAUUGUAAGAUCUAGCACUUUCUGUAUUUGCUGAUGCUCAUCAGAUGUUCCAGACUACAAAGAUUUUUACCACAAAACUGAAAGCAGAGUAUCACAUAGCAAUAAAAAUUUAAAACUAAAAAUGGCACAUAAAGCUGACAGUAGUUUGUGCACAUUUGAAUACUAGUUGUGGGUAUAACUUUUAUCUGUUCAAGAAGACUAUUUGUCCAUCAAUAAAGAAAUGUUCGUACGGGUGCUUCCUGACCAUGACUAGUGUUUUCUUUGUUAGGAAUGUGAAUCUAACUUAAGUAAGGUAAUAUUAUGAAAAGGACAGUUUCCACUCACCACAUAGAAGGGAUGCUAAGUUGCAGAUAGGAAAAACAAAAAAUCUACGCUAUGUGGUGAGUAGCGAUUAUUCUUUUCAUAAUAUUGUCAUUAUUCCAUCCCAGAUUUUCUGCUGUUUAAAUAAGUUAAAGAGCUAUUGAUUAUAACUUUGUUCUGUUUUGAGCUGUAAAUGACUAACAUCCUUAUAGAGCACAAAAUUGUUGAAGAUUUUGUGACUACUUUUUUUUAUAAUUUCUGUUGGCUUUUGUCUCAGAUUCUUCGGUCAACAUUUGUUUAAUGUUUUUUCUAACAUUUUAACAGCAUGAGCGGCUGGCAUUGUAAUAUAUUCAUCCUCCAUUGCUGGUGAUCACUACCAGCACUGGAGGGAGAAUCUUUGACAAUGGCAGCCUGUCAUGCUGAUAAAAUGUUAGAAAAAUCAUCAAACAAAUGUUGUCUAAGGAUCCUGAGAUAAAAACUAACAAGCAUCCUAAUUUGAGGUUGAAAAUUAUACUUUCUGUUCUUAGAAAACUGUCAAGAAUCACUACCUUCCUCUUUUAAAUAUGCCAUUUGAAGAAAGUUCUCAGACUUAAAGAAAGUGUUAGGUCUAACAGUAUGAAAGAACAGACUGAUUGAAUGGUUGUAUUCUUUUUUAAAAGCACAUAUGUACAGUAUUUGUUAAACAGAAAUAAAUAUAUAUUGUAUAGAUGCUACCAAUGUAAUAUCUUUUGAAAGGGAUUUGAUACUUAUCCUGAUCACAAGUUUUAAUGCAUGAAUAUGAAACUAUAGUUACAGUUGACUGUCAUAGCAUUAUAUGUAUUAUAUCAAAUUCAGUCAUGUUGCUACUUAUAUUUCUGAGCUGAGCAAAUACAACUAAGGGGGUGGUGAAGUAUGGGAGUGUUUACCUUACGUGCGACUGAAUUCAUCUGAUAUGUUUGAUAAAUAUGUGACCAUUUUUUUUAUUAGUACUGUUGUCCAGUAAUUGUAUUCAGGCAACUUUCACAAAGCUUCAGAGCAAUAUACUAAUUAUUCAGUAUACAACAUAAAUAUCCUGAUGUAGCUUGAAGACUGUACAGAAUAUUUUUACUGCCAGUGUAGAAUUAUUCACCUGUAAUUUAGCAGUUGCUGUAAAGCUAUGUAUGUUGGUCAGACUAUUGUAAAUGGUCGGAAUACUAUGGAAGGAAAAGAUUAAACUAUUUAAUACUGUGAUGAAUAAUUAGUGUAUGAUUUAAUUUAAAUAAAGGCAAAACAGACCUGUA
Messenger RNA from Schistocerca piceifrons (Central American locust), 5349 nucleotides. RefSeq names its product protein cereblon (gene ohgt). The record is from RefSeq and is a predicted model, not a curated record. The coding region runs from base 413 to 1654 and encodes 413 amino acids. NCBI's taxonomy places the organism in Eukaryota, Metazoa, Arthropoda, Insecta, Orthoptera, Acrididae. The transcript has a single exon.